UCUCGUAAACUUACACAACCGGAAGACGACUGUGGUUCUCUUCCCUUUUGCGGCCAUCGCUGAAGCGCCAGCGGCCAAAAUGAAGUUCAAUCCUUUUGUGACCUCCGACCGAAGCAAGAACCGUAAAAGGCAUUUCAAUGCACCUUCCCACAUUCGCAGGAAGAUUAUGUCUUCUCCUCUUUCCAAAGAGCUGAGACAGAAGUACAAUGUUCGAUCCAUGCCCAUCCGAAAGGACGAUGAAGUUCAGGUUGUACGAGGGCACUACAAAGGGCAGCAGAUUGGCAAAGUAGUCCAGGUUUACAGGAAGAAAUACGUCAUCUACAUUGAACGAGUGCAGCGGGAGAAGGCUAAUGGCACAACUGUCCAUGUGGGCAUUCACCCCAGCAAGGUGGUUAUCACUAGACUAAAACUGGACAAGGACCGCAAAAAGAUCCUUGAACGUAAAGCCAAAUCUCGCCAAGUAGGAAAGGAAAAGGGAAAAUAUAAGGAAGAAACAAUUGAGAAGAUGCAGGAAUAAAAUAAUCAUGUAUAGAACUUUCAUUAAAAACCUAAAAUGAA
Messenger RNA from Phacochoerus africanus (Common warthog), 558 nucleotides. RefSeq names its product ribosomal protein L26 (gene RPL26). Lineage: Eukaryota; Metazoa; Chordata; Mammalia; Artiodactyla; Suidae. The transcript has 4 exons. Gene Ontology annotation, molecular function: structural constituent of ribosome; RNA binding. The record is from RefSeq and is a predicted model, not a curated record. The coding region runs from base 80 to 517 and encodes 145 amino acids. Gene Ontology annotation, cellular component: ribosome; cytosolic large ribosomal subunit. Gene Ontology annotation, biological process: cytoplasmic translation; ribosomal large subunit biogenesis.